AAUUAAUUAAAUUAAUAUGAGAAUAGAGCUUUAAAAUCUAUGGAAAUGGAAACCGAUGCAAGUAGCAGCUAAAAGAAAGAGAUAGAAGAACCAAAAAAACAAAAAACACCAUCCUCCGACAGUCACCUUACCCAAAGCAAAUGUUGAUACGACAGUCAAUGAAACAGCAAAACGCUUGGAAAUAGUUUAAAACCAGAACAAGAAGAACUACCAACUCUGAUUUCUCUAACGAUUAUUUUUGUCUUUUUUGUUGUUUUCUUUUUUUUUUUUUCCUUUUGAAUCACUUUCCAUACUCCUUUUCUGCUUUCCAAUGGCUUUUCUUCUUCGGGUUCUCUGCUAACUCCCACCAUAUUCGCAUUCAGGUAUUUGAUUCAUUGGUUUAAUCAUGGACAUGUAAUGGAAGAUCCCAAUCUUGGAUUUCAUCGCACUACUACACAGAAGAUUCAAUCAUGGAUGAUCAAGGUGGUAGCAAGUCGACCGGGAUCCGGCAGAUUGUUAGACUAAAAGAAAUCCUUCAGAAGUGGCAAACCAUGACGUUAUGUACGAUGCCGAGUACGGAUACCCCACAUUCAGAAGAAAACCAUGGAGUUUUCUGCCCACCAAUCAACCAAAGGCUCAAAAACAUUAUGUCUUUUGAUUCUGAUGAGGACAGUUGCCACGGUUCCGAACCGCCGCCCGAUGUCCCUAAGGGAUAUUUAGCAGUUUACGUCGGACCAGAGCUUCGAAGGUUUAUCAUCCCGACAAGCUACCUCAGCCAUCCUGUCUUCACUAUUCUGCUGGAGAAGGCUGAGGAGGAAUUCGGGUACGAUCACAACGGUGGACUUACCCUCCCUUGUGAGAUCGAGACCUUCAAGUAUCUCCUCAAGUGCAUAGAGAACCACCCAAACAAUCACCCAGUUGGCAGCUCAGUUUCUGAACAGCUGGAGAUUCAUUAAAUACUGGUCAUGGACUUUUGGGGUUGAAGCAAUUUCACUUUGUAAGCAAUUUUUUUUUUCUCUUUUGUUAAUUGAUGAACAAUACUAAAGUUUUAGGAAGAAAAUUGUUCAGGUGUCUAAGAGGGGGGAAUGUAACCUCUCUGUCCGUAUCGGAAUGUGACUGUUAUCUUACGUUUGGUCAGUAAUGAGAUACUUCCGUCGAUGCCGAGAUGGGUAGAUGCUUCUAUGACUUUAGCAGGCAGUAUUGUGGUUGUAUGUAUUCACUGUUUUGUCUCCAAAUGUUGGAUUCUAAAAUGAUGUUGUGGGUUUAAUUUCUGGCAAAAUUGAAUGUUUGGAACCUUUGGUGGAGGAAGCACAUGCUAUGGUAAAAUUUGGUUGCAUGAAUAAUGUUGGGGUGCAAUGCAAUGCAAGUGAUUUUUAAUAUAAAA
Messenger RNA from Gossypium arboreum, 1363 nucleotides. Its product is annotated as protein SMALL AUXIN UP-REGULATED RNA 12. The transcript has 3 exons. The record is from RefSeq and is a predicted model, not a curated record. The coding region runs from base 450 to 935 and encodes 161 amino acids. Gene Ontology annotation, biological process: response to auxin. NCBI's taxonomy places the organism in Eukaryota, Viridiplantae, Streptophyta, Magnoliopsida, Malvales, Malvaceae.